Synchiropus splendidus (mandarinfish) is the source of this 6078-nucleotide messenger RNA. Its product is annotated as ankyrin repeat and SAM domain-containing protein 1A-like. The transcript is spliced from 27 exons. Gene Ontology annotation, cellular component: cytosol. Bases 740 to 4216 code for a protein of 1158 amino acids. The record is from RefSeq and is a predicted model, not a curated record. Lineage: Eukaryota; Metazoa; Chordata; Actinopteri; Syngnathiformes; Callionymidae. Gene Ontology annotation, molecular function: protein binding.
CGGUUUAGAUUUUUUUUAAAUGAAAUUCCAUAAAGGCCAGCCAUUUAGAAUUAUAGUAAUAUGAUCGUUUAUUUUUCACCUUUGUUCUAGGUGUUUUGUGUCCAUUCCACACGUGUGCAGACAAACGCACAUUUGAAGAACAUAAAGUUUGAACAAAUAACAAGGAUACUUACCAUCAUUAAUGUAUAUUAAAAAUGUCCGACCUUUAAUAUUAUUUAAAAAGACAAUGUUCCUGUUCACACUGCAGCAGGAGAUGUGGCAGAAUCGGUGGCGCUUGUGUUCUUUGACUGACAGCGUGGUUCGGGUUGAUAAACGGCCCGGUGGAAGCACUGACAACAGAGGAGACUCGUAUAAGAAUGAACUUCUGACUCUGGCGCGUCAGGGAGAGUGUUGCGCGGCAGCCGGGUAGGGGGCGCUAGAGCUCCGGCCUCAGCCUCUGGAUGGCUCGGGCUGGAGACGCAGACAGAAAGAGCAGUUUCGAGGAAGUGACGGACGGAGCUCGGAGGUCUGGUCAGAGGAAGUUUGCUCGGCGGCGGCUCUGAACCAAAGUUUUCCACCCAGCGUUGCCGCGGAGCAGCGCGUUCGGAUUUACCCGCGGCAGGAUCUGAUUCUUACGCCUCCGAUAUUGAGGAAUUACUCGGGAGAAGCGCGUGGAUCGCAGUGGAAUCCCGUCCUCCCAGCGACACGCCGCCAGCUCCCCCUCUUCCCCACGCCUCCUCAGCUUGUUCAGGGAUCAGCGAUGGGGAAGGAGCAGGAGCUUCUGGAAGCGGCGCGCACGGGAAACCUGGCCGCGGUGGAGAAACUCUUGUCAGGGAAGCGACAGUCCGCGGGCGCCGGCGGCGGCGGCUCGUCCGGCGCCGGUGGAAGCGGCAACAGCAGCGGCCACUCCGCCUCCUCGCACCCACUCUCCAGCCUCCUCAGCAUCUGGAGAGGCCCCAAUGUGAACUGUGUCGACAGCACUGGAUACACCCCCCUGCACCAUGCCGCUCUGAAUGGACACAGCCAAGUGGUGGAGCUGCUGCUACGGAACGAGGCCUUGACCAACAUCGCCGACAACAAGGGCUGCUUCCCCCUUCACCUGGCCGCCUGGAAGGGAGACCAACACAUCGUGAAGCUGCUUAUCCAUCAGGGACCGUCUCACCCCAAACUCAACGAGCAGAGCUCUCUAGAGCAUAAAGAGUUCAAACGCUGUGGGCCCUUUGACCCCUAUAUUAAUGCCAAGAACAAUGACAACGAGACGCCGCUGCAUUGCGCCGCGCAGUAUGGCCACACUCAGGUGGUGCUGCUGCUGCUGGAGGAGCUGACCGACCCCACCAUGAGGAACAACAAGUUCGAGACGCCGCUGGACCUGGCCGCGCUCUACGGUCGCCUGGACGUGGUCAAGCUGCUGCUCACGGCGCAUCCCAAUCUGCUGAGCUGCAACACCAAGAAACACACUCCGCUCCACCUGGCCUCUCGCAAUGGACACCUGUCUGUGGUGGAGGUGCUGCUGGACGCCGGGAUGGACAUCAACUAUGAGACGGAGAAAGGCAGCGCUCUCCAUGAAGCUGCUUUGUUUGGUAAAACCGACGUGGUGCAGAAACUUCUCAGUGCAGGUAUUGAUGUGAACAUCGUCGACCAAAAGGGCCUGACGGCGCUGGACACUGUCAAAGACAUGCCUUCGCAGAAGAGCAGAGAAAUCGCAGCUUACAUUCAAGGUCUUGCGGCAGGAAAACCUCCGGACAUUGAUCUCCCUCCUCCACCCAUCCCACCGCCUCAAGAGAGUCCCAGCCCGCGGAAAAAGGGUGAGCUGGAGAAAGUCAGUGAGCUGAUCUCCGGUCUGGCUCCAGGUCCGGAGGAGGAAAGCCCCUAUGAAGCCCUGUUUGAGGCCACUUCCUGUCACUCUCUGGACAGCCUCACCAGCGGGAAGUCCUCUGACCGAGACUCUGGACGGCCGGACAGCGAGGCCGGAAAGAAGGACAGACCACUUCCCCCUGCACACGCAGUUCCGGGUAAUGAAGAGGAGAUCAGUUCAGAGGUUCUGUUUCGCAGUACAGAUGAGAGACAGGAGCUCGUGGAAGAAGAAGAGGAUCACACUUAUGAGCUUCUGGUGACUGCUCAGACCAAAGUCCCUCCAUCCAGCCAGGAGUUCCAAAAAGAUGAGAUCGCCGCGUCACAGUCUUCCAACGCCGCCCUACCUCAGCGCCAGCCUUCUGCGCCGAAUGACCUCGCGCCGCCAAACAAGACGAAAGAAACCCUGCAGCCCCCUGGACGCAGACGGACCUCGGGAGAUCAGAGCCAGGAUCCGGGAGCAGGUGUCCCAGAGCAGUUCACUGGUCUCCUCCACGGAUCAUCCCCUGUCUUUGACUGUCAAGAGGAGCCCUUCAGGCUUCCGGGAGCUUCUCCACCCAGCCAGGAGGAGCCCAAGUCAAGAGAACAGGCCAAACCCAAGAAGACGGCAGCAGCUGUGACACCGCCAAGUCGACCCAGUAUGGCCGCCAUCCUGACGGACUGUGAUCCCAAAGCGAUUUACGCGACUGUGAACAAGGAAGCCAAAGACUCUGGUGCUGGAGGAAGGAAGCGUCCUGGUGACCUGAAGCUAGCACGCAGCCUUUCCAAGUCGGACUCGGACUUGCUCGUGUCUCCCCCUACUGAGGAGGAAGGAGGACUCGGGAACCGAAGCGAGUCUGUUUCAAACUGUAGCACUGGGAAGAAGAGGCUGGAAAAAUCUCCGUCUUUCACCUCGGAAUGGGACGAGACACAGACGCCCGCUCUGUCUUCCGUAGACCCAGCGAGACCAAAUUCCAAUGAGAGUAUCGAGAAGAUCAUGACUCUGAUCGGUGCCGGCAUCGAUUUCUCCAGAGACCAGCACUACGCGACGCCAGCAGGUGCCGCCGGACGACUGCUGGACCAGCCGGUGGGCGACUGGCUGGAGCACGUCGGACUGCCACAGUACGAAAGCAAACUGCUGCUCAAUGGCUUCGAUGACCUGCACUACAUGGGGAGCAACGUGAUGGAGGAUCAGGACUUGAGAGAGAUUGGUAUCAUGGAUCCCAGCCACAGGAAGAAGAUCCUGCACGCAGCUCGCUCAUUUCCCAAGGUCAAAGCUCUGGGCUGUGACGGCAGCACCUCCUUGUCCUCCUGGCUGGAGAAUCUGGGCCUUCACGAGUACUUGCACAACUUCCUGGCCAGCGGCUAUCGCUCCCUGGACUGUGUGAAAAACCUGUGGGAGCUGGAGAUCGUCAACGUGCUGAAGAUUUCCCUCCUGGGUCACAGGAAACGAAUCAUUGCCUCACUGGCUGAGAGACCUUACGAGGAGCCUCCGAUCAAACCUCCUCGUCUGUCGCAGAUCAGAUGUCAAGACCUGCCAGGAUCCCAGAACUCCUUCGGCCAGGUGGACUCCUACUCUGGACACUCCAUGGAUCCGCUGCUUCCAGCUGAAGCAGGAAGGAGGAAGCAGCAGGACAGUGAGGUGGACCUGGCCCAGAGACAUCACCGAGCCCAUGAACGAGGCGAGGAGCGCCCCCGGGAGCCCCGCCUGACCCUGCGCCCGCCCAGUUUGGCAGCGCCCUACGCUCCAGUCCAAAACUGGCAUCACCAACCUGAGAAGCUGAUAUUUGAGUGCUGUGCUUAUGAAGCCAGUUACCUCGGGUCCAUGCUCAUUAAGGAUCUCCGGGGAACCGAGUCCACCCAGGAUGCCUGCGCCAAAAUGAGGAGGUCGACGGAACAAAUGAGGAAAGUCCCGACCAUCGUUCUCUCCAUCACGUACAAGGGAGUGAAGUUCAUCGAUGCUGCCAAUAAGAACAUCAUUGCCGAACACGAGAUCCGCAAUAUUUCCUGUGCGGCCCAGGACCCUGAGGACUUGUGCACGUUCGCCUACAUCACCAAGGACCUGCAGACGAGCCACCACUACUGUCACGUGUUCAGCACCGUCGACGUGAACUUGACGUAUGAGAUCAUACUGACCCUGGGUCAGGCGUUCGAGGUUGCCUACCAGCUGGCCCUGCAGGCCCAGAGGACCAAACACCACCACGGCUACCCCGCGGGCCCGGGCGCUGACGUCAUCGACACCAAGGCCAGCAGGCCGGGACACAAGCCUCGAGCCAGCGUGCGGAAAUCCGGGGGUGACCUCGCAGAGCAGGCGGAGGAUUCUCAGGGCAGCAGCGCCACAUGGCUCGUCGACCCAAAGGAGUCCAAGCGCACCAUCAGCACCAAGUACGAGACCACCAUUUUCUGAGUGGACCCCCCUCCUCUCUUUCACUCCUCCGUCUGGACCCCCACUCCCUCUGUGUGCCUUCCACUCUGCCUCUCCGGCCGGACCCUGGCCUCCUCCUCUUCUCACUGUGGCUGAGCUUGCUCAUGCUCUCUGCUCCGACCCCCCCCCCCUCCCACUGUCCCACUGUGGACUUGAAGUGAUGAGCUCUUUCUUUUCUCGGUGCUUCCCCUGCUCCGCUUAGGCGACGUCAGAGAAUCUGACUCCCAGAGAGCCGCCUGCUGCAGCCCCUGGCUGGACUCUGUCUAUGCAUCGUUCGGACCACCCCCUUUUUUGCUUUGGUUAGACAUGUGCCGAGGGACCGAAUGUUGACACCCACGAUAAAAAACAGACGAGAACUAUGAAGUCUGUCGACUGAAAUCGGGGAUGUGUUUUGGCUUCACUGUGAGAAUGAUUUGAUGCUUCAUUUUGGUGUCAGGUAUCACUGUGAUUUUAUUUAUUUUUUUAAUCGACGACGCGUCAUAACUCUUAGCCUCAACUGAUGUUGUCUUCCCUCCUUCAAUAUAAAACAGUCGCUCAUCUGAAUUUGAAUUUUGCAGCAGCAUGUGUCAUGUGCAUCUCAUUGCAUCAUGAGGUUAGGAUUUAUGACGUUGACAUGACUUCAGUCUGUGUUAUGGAGCAGCAGCACUGGCAUCCACCAGAAUGUGGAAGGUUAAACCUGACACUUCCUGUUCAGCGCACAACCAUUAGCUCUUGCACUCAUCCCUCUCUCCUCCUUUGUUCCAACCAUCUCUCUCUCUCUCUCUCUCUCCGGUGACUGUUUUACCCGGUUGAUCAUUACAUCCCUGCACCACGUCGUCCAUCACUUUUCUUUUAAUCCGCUGCUUUGUCUGCAUGUGUCCUCCUUGUAGCUGACCGCUGUGGCCACUCCCAGCCAGGAAUGAUGUUUGGUGGAUGGAUUUUGGUUUCGUCAGGUGAAGCCACGUCAGCAGGAGAAAGAAUCCAAACAAACAUCACUCCAUUUAUUUUUUUUUUUUUUGAUCGAAGCGCGUGCAUGUGUUAACAAAGCACUUUUGUUGACUUUUCGGUGUGACACGAGGGUGCGCGCAUGAUACUUUGGACCUCACACUGUUGGUACGUUCUUCAGGCUCUAUCCAAAUGUAGCGUUUUGGACAUCAGCAUCUGGUCCUCCACAGAACUGUGACAAACCCAGAAACGAUUUAACCAAACCAAGCGGCCGGUGGACUGACACUACAAAGUUUUGGCUCUUAGUUUUUUGGAGGACGGCAAUGUGUCCUCAAGCUGGAUCAGGUGUGGCUCCUUCCCUUGCCUGCUCUUUGUUGAGCUCAUCUGCCCCAGAUGAUUCACCAAACCUGCCAUGCAGGCUCCUCUCAGAAGAUGCAGGGUCAGUUCGUAGUAACCUCCCUUUAUCGACUGUUAACGGUACUUUCUUUUUCACGUCCGCGGUGGAGAAUGAGGGUACUUCUGGUUCACCGGUGCUGUGGUCCCGUUCUGCUUUUGCACAUCGCUGAGGAGCUGAUGGCAAUAAUGAGAAUGAUCUUGUAAAGGAAAAGAGCUGUCUGUAUUUUGAUACUUGAAUUAUUUUUGCUUUUAUAGAUAUCUAUAUAUGAAUAUAUAUGUACAUGGAUGUAUGUAAUUUUUGACUUUGGUCAAAAGAGAAAUGUCUUAUAAAGCUCAACAUAUCGUGAAUAAAAACCCUGUGAUUUAAAAAAAAAAAAAAGGCUGAGAGAACACGACUCAGAUGAGGGACCUCACUUCGGAACAAAAAAAAGAUUGUAAAUAAUCUUGGGCUUCCAGUCUUUUUUAUGAUUAUUUUUCAUAACUGUACGACUAAUAAACUUAAUAACUGAAGCGACUGCGUUCUU